Messenger RNA from Trichobilharzia regenti, 954 nucleotides. Lineage: Eukaryota; Metazoa; Platyhelminthes; Trematoda; Strigeidida; Schistosomatidae. The record is from the annotation of a GenBank genome assembly.
UGGAGGCACGACUUCAGAAUUUCAAUGAUUUGUACUCAGUCUGAUUAAAUUCACCACUUGAUUGGGAUACUUGUAUUCAGUUUAGAGAAUUGUGACGUGGUGAACGUAUCGUUCAGGCCACACAGAAAGAAUACACAGUUUGCCUUCAAUAAUUUUUUCAAAGCUUCACUCUCACGGAUUACAUUGUCACUGAUUGAAAGCCACCAUCAUCACUGACAUAAAAACAAAAUGGAGUCGACUCGCUCAGCGUCUGUGAUCAACAAUAACAAUGAGAAAUGUGAUGAGGUAUCACUUCGAACCGACUAUAAAUCAAACCUUUCUGAGAUACUCCACGAUCAAAAUGUUGUUGAUUUGGAGAGAAGACUGAUCACACGUCCUGCGACCUCAACAAUUCGAAGACCAUGUCUCUUUGGUACUCAAACACUCAGUCAUCAACAAUCCGAGGAGGAGAAUGGUGACCAUGGAAGCGCCUCAGUUAUGAGCGAUUACAAUUGCUGCAGUCUUGAAACUGCAGUCAUGAAACCAGAGUAUCAUUCUGUUGGAGUGAAAGUAGGUGGAACAGCUUCACCUCGUAGUGAAGGUGGACCAACAAUUCGAUGCAAUUCUGUCGACAAGUAUGACUGGAAUGCAAUGAUCGCAGAAUCACAUGUGAUUUCUCCCCGGGUGUUCCAGACACUGGACUAUCACAGAGCAACAGAAGUGGUUUCAACAGGUGCUACAGACAAGAAAAGUGAAGAUGUCUGUUACUGGACAGGAACCUUACCAUUUAGAAAAAACAUAUCAGGAAAUAUUUCAAGAAAAGUGUUCGUUUACGGGUUGCCAGAUGGAAUAACGGAGUCUGGUAUAAUGGAGGUGUUUUGUAGAUUUGGCCAAAUUACCGUCAUUUGGCCAAAACCAGAUGGUGUUCAUUUGAGUAGCGAGUAUAACAAUAGAGGUAAGUCAUUUUACUGGUAA